AUGGAGAAAAUCAAAGCAAAUCCCCACAUCCCGUUGGCAGCUAUACGGCAGUGCGUUGAUGAGGAGUUCGGACUCAAAGUUGGUAGGAUGAAGGCGUACCGCGCAAGAGACAGUGCAUUAGAAGGUAUUUUUGGCAAGGCAGGACUACAGUAUCGGAGACUAUUCGACUACAAAGCUGAAUUGGAACGGACACACGCUGACUCUAGUGUGCAUAUACACUACGAGAACUUCAGGGAUCCUGAAGUUGUGGGUCCGAGAUUCUUGAGAUUUUAUAGUUGUCUCGGGCCGUUGAAAAAAGGUUGGAUAUGUUUUUGCCAUCCGAUUAUAUUCUUUGAUGCCUGUUUCUUACGAGGUAUGUACAGAGGCCAACUUAUGACGGCCAUGGGAAUUGAUCCAAACAACGAUUGGUGGCCUAUUGCGUGGACGGUGAUGGAGGCUGAGAGCUACGAAAAGUGGAAAUGGUUCCUCGGCUAUCUGGCAGAUGACCUCCACAUACAGAAGAAUGCCCCAAGAUUUGUCUUCAUGUCUGACCAGCAAAAGGGUCUUGCAAAAGCCAUCCUCGAGGAUUUCCCACAGAGCGAGCAUCGCUUAUGUGUGCAGCACAUAUACAACAACUUCAAGAAGAGAUUCAUCGGGGAGAAUUUUAAGGAGAUGUUGUGGGAGCUUGCGUCGAGUACAACCCCCGAACAGUAUGUGGAGAGAAUGGAUGCAGUGCGGAUUAUAUAUCCCCAAGCACAUCAAUACCUACUCGGUGUUGCUCCUAAAGAAAAAUGGGUGAAGGCUUAUUUCUCGCCGCAUGUUUGUUGUGAUGUUAUCCUCAACAAUAUAUGCGAGACCUUUAAUUCGAAGAUAACAAUUCCUCGCGAGUUGGCCAUUGUCACCAUGUUGGAGGAGAUCCGGACAAGUCAAAUGGAGACGAUACAGAUUAGAGGCCAAUGGAUCAAGAUAUACGAUCACACACUGCCGCCCGUUAUCAAAGAGAUCGUGGAUAAGUAUUUGAUGAGGGCUUCUUCUUGGAGAUCAACAUGGAACGGAGAGGAUUCGUACCAAGUGUCGGGACCGUCAGGCCAGUAUGUAGUGAACAUGCAUGACUUUACUUGCUCUUGGAGAUUAUGGCAGCUGACUGGGAUCUCAUGCACUCAUGCCAUCGCUACAAUCAACAAGAAUGGGAAGGAUGUAGCAGACUAUGUAUCCCGCUAUUAUUUGCGGUCCACAAUGACGCUCCUGUACGAGAAUGCCCUCUACCCAAUCAAUGGGAUGGAUAAUUGGCCGAAGACUUCUGACGUUGGAUUUGAACUGGAACCCCCGAGGACACAGCGACAACGUGGACGGCCAAAGAAACUGAGGCGUGAAGAACCCCAGGUUCAUCACCAUGCGAAUGGAUCAGAGUCUCUGCGACGAACCUUUGAACUCAGGUGUCGUCGGUGCGGACAAGAUGGGCAUAACCGAAGAACAUGCACUAAUGAUCCCCGCAUAGAUGCCCGAACCGAAAUUGGACAGAGUUCACAGCCCAGUGAGACCAGUGCGCCACCCACAACGGACGGCAGUGACAGGCCUGCGGCGUCCAACGUGUUUUAA
Molecule: messenger RNA, 1578 nt
Organism: Salvia splendens (bonfire salvia)
Lineage: Eukaryota; Viridiplantae; Streptophyta; Magnoliopsida; Lamiales; Lamiaceae
Exons: 2
Coding region: 1-1578 (525 amino acids)
Molecular function (GO): zinc ion binding; nucleic acid binding
Source: RefSeq, a predicted model, not a curated record